Messenger RNA from Maniola jurtina (meadow brown), 2244 nucleotides. RefSeq names its product DET1- and DDB1-associated protein 1. Gene Ontology annotation, biological process: positive regulation of proteasomal ubiquitin-dependent protein catabolic process. Gene Ontology annotation, cellular component: Cul4-RING E3 ubiquitin ligase complex. The record is from RefSeq and is a predicted model, not a curated record. The coding region runs from base 146 to 451 and encodes 101 amino acids. NCBI's taxonomy places the organism in Eukaryota, Metazoa, Arthropoda, Insecta, Lepidoptera, Nymphalidae. The transcript is spliced from 4 exons.
UUGUACACAAAUGUCAUAAUGUCAUUCUCAUCUGGGUUUACCUCUGCGAAGUAUUUUUAUUUUUCCAAAAAAUUGUUGAUUAAAUCAAUAAUUCCUAAGUAAAUUACUGUUUUAGACGCCUAAUUAAGAUCAAAAUAGGAUUGAAAUGUCGGUAAUAGAAUUCUUGAAGGAUCUGCCGUCGUACGACGAGCACAACUUCACACUCUUCAAUACUGACCAUGGCAUACGGAAUUGUUCCAAAAGACCUUCAAUAUAUCUCCCCACUAAGGAUAUUCCUUCUGAACAAAUAAUUGUAACAGAAAAGACAAAUAUUUUAUUAAGAUACCUACACCAGCAGUGGGAAAAAAAGAACAACACCUCCCCAAAGAAACGGGAUCAAAGUCACAUAGAACAAAAUGGUGAUGAAACUCGACCACGCAAGAGGCCCUGCCUAAACUCUUCAUUUAACUGAAAAUGUUCCCAGACAACUAUGUGCUUCAGUUACAGACUCUACCAAGUGUAUUGCCAUUUUAUAUUAACAUUUGUAUAUCACAUUUUUAGGUCAAAUUAUACAUUGAUUCUCGAAACACACUGGUUUCAGGUUUUUUGGGAACUAAUGCCUCACAAAAUGCUCGAUUUAUAGAUUUACUGUUCAACUAUUUGAUUUACAUAAACACUAAAUUAAAAUAACAGUUCACUAUGACUUUUCUAGCUUUAUCUUCUGUCACCAUUUCAGCCAAAAGUUUUUAAAUUUUCAACCAAUUUGAAGUUUUAUGAACAUCACAUAUUUUACUAACCGACUUCAUUUUAUGUAUUCGGUGCUGAUGUGAUUUUAGUUUAGUUUUGGUUUAGUAACUCAAUUAUUAGCAUUGAAGGUGCCGAUACACUAUUAUUGUGCUGUGGUGCAACAGAAGUUAGUCAGUCAACAGAACAUGAACACUUGUCUUUAAUUCUCUUCUGCCUGUUACAUUUGAAUGUAAACGAGUUAUGAUUAAUUCAUUCCAUGUAAAUUAAGUUAUUAGAUUCUAUGUAACAUAGUAAUUUUGAUGUGCACUAGAAAAAUUGUUUAAAAUAAUGUAAAACCAGUAGUGGCACAGAGGGUUGAUGCAAACUAUUCAUUAAAAAUGUGUUCAGUAUUUAUUAUUAUUAUGGGGCAUACUUUAUUAAAUAUUUUUAUGCUAGGUCAGUUGCAUGAACAAUUUAAUCUGUUAAUCUGUUUUUUUCGUGCGAUAUUUAUAUUACCAAUGUUAAACACCUAUUGGCUACUGUCGCCUGAGAAUAUAUUGUUUCCUUUCAGCAGCUUAGCAUCAAAUUUUUAACAGCUUCCUUUUUCAGUGUGGCUAAUUUAGUGGUACACAAUCUCUAAACUUACUGAUCUAAAUCUAGUGCUGCCCUUUUCUGCAGAGAGCUUUAUGAAAGGGAUAGCAAUACAUUGAGAAUUUUUUUUAGAGAUUGUGUCUAAUUUUAUAAGCUAAUUGACAAGCUUGAAGGUGGCUUGACUUGGGCAUCCAAAUGAAAGGAUAUUUUGAACAUUUAAGCUGAUGUUAAAAUGCUAGCUUCUAAAUAAUUUUUAAAUACAUGUUAAAAAUUGCGAAACUGGCGGGUAUCGAACCUGCGUCUUCUGGGUUCGCGCCCGAAGCUUUAACCACUAAAGCACUAAGCUACAGCAUCGGUUACUGCCAGUAACGAAGUUUGUGAUAUGUAUGUUCACUCAGUACUAAAGCUGUACUGAGUACUGUUAAAUUGCUGGAGGCUCAGGUGAUAGUGCGUACCUAGAUAAUGUGGCUAAUUUUGAUGUACAAAAUAACUAAAUUGUGAGGUCUAAAUACAGUGCUAUCUCUUUCACAAUGUUUCCUGCAGAACAGGAUAGCAUUAGUUUUAGACCUGUCAAAUUAUUUCAGAGAUUUGUGUGCAGCAGAAUUUGCUACAAUGUGAUGGAUUCUGGUAAUAAAUGUUUUAGUUAUGAUAAGUUAUACUGGUGUAAAAUUAAAUUUGUGAAAUAUAUGACCACAUCAUCACUUUCCAUCAGGUGUGAUUGUGGUCAAGCGCUUAUUGUGAAUUAAAAAAAACAUAGUUUUUUAGGGUUCCGUAUCUAAAGGAUGCCAAUGGGACUUAUUAUUAACCCUUCUGCUGGCCGUCUGUCAGUCAGUGGGCUGUAUCUCGUGAACCGUAAUAGGUAGAGUUGAAAUUUUCACAAUAUGUGUAUUUCUAUUGCAAGCAUAACAACAACCUAAUAAAAGUUUCGAAAUGGUGGCCAAGAAAAUA